AUGUCCCGCAACAUCUGCAUCACCUCCGUCGAGGGCAACACCGGCUUCCUCAUCGCCGAACUCCUCCUCUCAGAUGAGAACUUCUCCAAACAGAUCGGCACCGUCUUCGGCAUCACCCUCAACCCCGACUCCCAGCGCUGCAAGGACCUCCAGACCCUCGGCGCUACCAUCGUCCCGCGCCAGCCAGGCCGCCUCAAGAACGUCACCGCCAGCAUCAAGAACACCGGCGCCGACACCGUCUGCCUGGUCCCGCCCGCCAGCCGCGACAAGGUUGACAUCACCACCGAGCUUAUCGAAGCGACGAAGCGUGCCGGCGUGCCGAAUGUGCUCUUCCUCAGCGCUGCGGGGUGUGACCUGGCUGAGCCCGAUAAGCAGCCCCUUCUGAGGGAGUUCAUUUAUCUCGAGGCCAUGUUUCUGGCCCUGAAGGGGGAUCCGAGUUCGGUGGCGGGGAGGUCGCCGGUUGUUAUUCGCGCUGGCUUUUACGCCGAGAAUCUGCUUGCGUACUCGCUCCAGGCGAGGGAGGAGGGAUACCUGCCUAUACCGAUUGGGCAGGACCAUAAGUUUCCUCCUGUUGCGUUGGGUGACGUUGCAUUGCUCGCAGCGCAUGUCCUCACGGGACGAGGAAAGAAUGGCUUCAAUGAUAAGCACCGCGGGCAACUGAUGACCCUAACCGGCCCCGCCCUCCUGAACGGUGACGAACUAGCCCGAGCAGCGAGCGAGGCUCUCGGAAAGGAUAUGAAGUUCGAAGAUAUCUCCGAGUUCGAGGCUAAGAAGGUCCUCAAGAGCCAGACGGAUACCGACAACAGCGAGAUCCAGUUUAUCCUCGAGUACUACUCGCUUGCCCGCGAGGGAAAGACCAACUAUGUCUGCACCACGGCGUUCUGCGACGUCACUGGGGAUGAGCCGCAGCAGCUGGUCGAUUUCUUCAAGGCUUAUCCGGAUGAGUUCUCGGAAAAGAAGCCGGCAAAGAGGAGGAAGGUCGACGGGAAAUGA
Aspergillus clavatus NRRL 1 is the source of this 993-nucleotide messenger RNA. RefSeq lists its product as uncharacterized. The coding region runs from base 1 to 993 and encodes 330 amino acids. NCBI's taxonomy places the organism in Eukaryota, Fungi, Ascomycota, Eurotiomycetes, Eurotiales, Aspergillaceae. The transcript is spliced from 5 exons. The record is from RefSeq and is a predicted model, not a curated record.